ACUGAGAAGAUUCAAAACCUACAAAAGCCUGCCACUGACAUUGAAGAACCAAUAUAUACAAUGGACAAACAAUCCAGUGCCGGCGGGGUGAAGAGGAGCGUCCCCUGUGAUUCCAACGAGGCCAACGAGAUGAUGCCGGAGACCCCAACUGGGGACUCAGACCCGCAACCUGCUCCUAAAAAAAUGAAAACAUCUGAGUCCUCGACCAUACUAGUGGUUCGCUACAGGAGGAACUUUAAAAGAACAUCUCCAGAGGAACUGCUGAAUGACCACGCCCGAGAGAACAGAAUCAACCCCCUCCAAAUGGAGGAGGAGGAAUUCAUGGAAAUAAUGGUUGAAAUACCUGCAAAGUAGCAAGAAGCUACAUCUCUCAACCUUGGGCAAUGAAAAUAAAGUUUGAGAAGCUGAUGGCUGUGUA
Molecule: messenger RNA, 418 nt
Organism: Homo sapiens (human)
Lineage: Eukaryota; Metazoa; Chordata; Mammalia; Primates; Hominidae
Gene: SPANXA1
Product: sperm protein associated with the nucleus, X-linked, family member A1
Exons: 2
Coding region: 61-354 (97 amino acids)
Cellular component (GO): cytoplasm; nucleus
Source: RefSeq, marked reviewed